UUUGUUACUGAUGUAAUUUCUUUGCAGGAAUUGGUGGAAAUAGAAUGCAAAAUAUGGAAAGGCAGGGGGUUGAACAUAAAGUAUGAGGUUAGAAACAACAGGAAAGGGUACAAAGCUGGCGCCCUGAAAGAAGGAAUGAUACAUGAUUAUGUAAAAGACUGCGAUUAUGUCGCCAUGUUUGAUGCUGAUUUCCAGCCAGAGUCUGAUUUCCUGAAACGAACGGUUCCCUUUCUCAUUCAUAAUCCAGAGAUUGCUCUUGUUCAAACUCGAUGGACGUUUGUGAAUGCUGAUGAAUGUAUGAUGACGAGAAUGCAAGAGAUGUCAUUAGAUUAUCACUUCAAGGUUGAGCAGGAGGCCGGCUCAUCUGCAUUUUCCUUCUUCGGUUUUAAUGGGACUGCUGGUGUUUGGCGCAUAUCAACCAUUGCUGAUGCCGGAGGAUGGAAGGAUAGAACCACAGUUGAAGACAUGGAUUUGGCGGUCCGUUCCGGCCUUGCUGGUUGGAAGUUUGUGUAUGUUGGUGAUGUCAAGGUGAAAUGUGAAUUACCAAGUACAUUCAAUGCCUAUCGGUAUCAGCAACAUCGAUGGUCUUGUGGACCUGCAAAUCUUUUCAAGAAGAUGGCAAUGGAGAUAAUAACAAACAAGAAGGUUUCGAUAGGGAAAAAAUUCCACUUGAUAUACAGCUUCUUCUUCGUUGGAAAGAUUGUAUCUCAUGUAUGCACGUACGUAUUCUACUGCGUUGUGAUUCCACUCUCUGUUCUGAUUCCUGAGGUUGAGGUUCCAUUGUGGGGUGUUGUACAUGUCCCUACAAUUAUUACGCUAUUAAAAUCAGUGGGCACUCCAAGCUCAUUCCACCUUGUAAUCCUCUGGGUGCUCUUUGAAAAUGUAAUGUCAUUGCAUCGGAUAAAGGCGGCUACUAUUGGUAUUUUAGAGGUCGGCCGGGUUAAUGAAUGGAUUGUUACAAGAAAGUUAGGUGAUGCUACCAAGACGAAGCCAUCCAUGGAAGUCAUAGUUCAGGAAUCACAGGAUUUAGUACAAGUUACGGUUAAAGAGCCUCUUCUUGUCGAAUACAAGAAUCCUCAAAUCAGGAUUUGGCAAAGAUUUCAUGGGGCAGAGCUAUGGAUGGGUGCCUUCCUAUUUAUGGUUGCCUUCUAUGACGUUACCUGCAUCAAAAAAGGAUAUUUUGUUUACCUCUUUCUGCAGUCAGCCGCAUUCUUCAUUAUAGGUUUUGAUUACAUUGGCACAACCGUUAAAAAUUGUUGAUGAAAGCGAUUCAGGUCUUCAUCUCUGCUCAGCAUUGUUUUUUUCAUUCUUAGAUGCAGCAUUAUUAUUGUCAUUAACAUUUUUUGCCUGAUGUGGGGGAUUCAAAGAAGGCCAGUGCUUGACAGAAUAAAUAAGGAGCUGAUUAUUUUUAUUUUAUUUAGAGGAAAAAUGCAGUAUAAAUGGACCCUUAUCAGAUGCUAAUAUCAGCUGAUUUCAUUGAGAUGUAUGCCCAAUUGGCUUGCAACAAUUAAGUGGAAUGUAUUCUUGAAGCUGUUUUUGCA
This is a messenger RNA of Phalaenopsis equestris, 1541 nucleotides long. Its product is annotated as probable mannan synthase 11. Gene Ontology annotation, molecular function: mannan synthase activity. The coding region runs from base 136 to 1260 and encodes 374 amino acids. The record is from RefSeq and is a predicted model, not a curated record. Gene Ontology annotation, cellular component: Golgi apparatus. Lineage: Eukaryota; Viridiplantae; Streptophyta; Magnoliopsida; Asparagales; Orchidaceae. The transcript is spliced from 8 exons.